CUCCACUACGACAACACCAUGAAGUUCUCGACCAUCCUCGCUGUUACCAUCGCGUCGGUCGCCGCUGGCCCGUGCGACCUCGCUGUCUUGACGGAAAAGUUUGCGCCUGUGCUUACGUCGUCGAGCUACCCGCUCUGCUCGGCUGAUACGGGCUACCAGCUCGCUAGCCUCCUCACGGGCCCGCUCCCGACGACGACGCAGGCCGCGGCCCUCGUCAAGAGCGACAACUGCCAGACGCUCUACACCGGCACGCUCCAGAAGGUCGCCGGUGGCGUCACCCCGUCGUGCACACUCGGCGGCGUCGAGCUCAGCGUGAUUGCUGUGACGCCCAUGGACAAGGCGCUUGCUGCCUUGGCGGCUGCGGCGGCACCGGCGGCGGCGAUCCCGGUCUGUGACUCGGCUGUGCUUACGGCGAAGUUCGCGCCCGUCCUCGCGUCGCCCAGCUACCCGCUCUGCUCGGCGGAUACGGGCUACCAGCUCGCCAGCUUGAUCACGGGCCCGCUCCCGACCUCAACGCAGGCGGCGGCCCUUGUCAAGAGCGACAACUGCCAGACGCUCUACACCGGCACGCUCCAGAAGCACGCUCGCCACGACGCCCAUGGACAAGGCACUCGCUGCUUUGGCGGCUGCGGCGGCGGCUCCUGCGAUGGGUAA
This is a messenger RNA of Saprolegnia diclina VS20, 654 nucleotides long. RefSeq lists its product as hypothetical. The transcript is spliced from 2 exons. Lineage: Eukaryota; Oomycota; Saprolegniomycetes; Saprolegniales; Saprolegniaceae. The coding region runs from base 19 to 654 and encodes 211 amino acids. The record is from RefSeq and is a predicted model, not a curated record. Gene Ontology annotation, cellular component: extracellular region.